Messenger RNA from Echinostoma caproni, 1749 nucleotides. Lineage: Eukaryota; Metazoa; Platyhelminthes; Trematoda; Plagiorchiida; Echinostomatidae. The record is from the annotation of a GenBank genome assembly.
ACUGCACCAGAUGGUCGGCGAAUGGUCGAAUUGAUUUUGGGCGAAUAUUCGUGGGAGACCUUUGGAGAAGCUGAACGUCGUGUUUCUCGCUUGGCGGCUGGUCUUUUUUCUAUACUGGGCCCUGUUCGAGGAACAAAUACCCCUAUUGCCAUUUUCAGCGAAACGAGAGCUGAGUGGUUGUAUGCCGCACAGGCUGCGUUUCGUCUAAAUCGACCCGUAGUUACGCUUUAUGCGACUCUCGGCGAUGACGCACUUGUGCAUGGAUUUAAUGAAGCCGAGGUCAGCAUUGUAUUCACCAGUGAUGAACUUUUGUCCAAAGUCGUGAAAAUCGUUCAGCGUUGUCCCAGCAUUGACCGGAUUAUCUACUUCACAAACGGAGUGUUCAAUCGCGAGCUUUAUACUGAGGUGGAUAAUUUGGCCGUUCCGACCGGAAGCGCAACGGCUAGCGUGGCCGAGGCAUUGACCAAAGCUCCGGCAAGUUUACAUAUUCAUGAUGUAAUUGAGAUUGAACGACGCGGUGCGGCGAUCAUGUUGGCUGAGUGUGAGAAUAGGAAGAAACAACAGGAACCAAAUGCUGCUGGCGAAAGUGAUCAAAAGCCAGUCGAGAACAACGGGGGAAACGGAACCAACGGGACAGAUGAGGGUUUGUGGAUGCCACCUAUGUCCGAACGGCCGAAGACCACUGACUUGGCUGUCAUCAUGUAUACGAGUGGAUCCACUGGACAACCGAAAGGAGUGGAACUAACUCAUGAAUGUCUGGUCAGUGCAAUUGCUGGCCAUCUGAAACGUUUACCCAAAAUGCGAAGCAAUUACGAUAUCUACAUCGGUUACUUGCCUUUGGCUCAUGUGUUGGAAUUAACUUCCGAAUUGUGCUGCGUGAUAAUGGGUGUCCGAGUGAGUUUUUUAACUGGAUAUUUAUUCCGUUUUGCCUACGACUACAAGUGCCGCCGAAUUCAUGGCGGAUUUCCAAGCUUCCUGGUCGAUCGACUCAUCUUCCGACGUGUUCGUUCACUGAUGGGUGGGCGGAUUCGAUACAUUGUGAGCGGUGGUGCACCACUGUCGGAAGAUUCUCAAUUAUUUGCCAACAUCUGUUUGGCACCAAUCGUCCAGGGGUACGGCUUAACAGAAACCAGUUCUGCGGGGGCCCUGAUGGAAUGUGGAGACUUAAGAUGCAACCACGUAGGUGCACCGUCUCCAUCAACUCAAAUCAAACUUCGUCCAUGGCCUGAAGGUGGGUACUCACCUUACGACAAACCUUCUCCACGUGGUGAGAUUCUCAUAUCCGGUGGUCCAGUUUCGAAAGGUUAUUACAAACAACCGGAACUGACCGAGCGUGAUUUUUACAAAGAUGAAAAUGGCGUGCGAUGGUUCUGUACGGGAGAUAUUGGCCUCAUGCACACAGACGGCAGUCUGUCUAUCAUUGACCGGAAGAAGGAUUUGGUCAAGUUACAAGCUGGUGAGUACUUGUCUCUGAGCAAGGUGGAACUGGCCUUAUCCCAGUCAGUCUAUGUGGAACAGGUUUGCGUGUAUGCAAAUUCAUCUGAGCAUUACGCCAUCUGUUUCGUCUCACCCAAAUACACUGCAUUGAUGGAUCUAGCCCACCGAUUGAAAUUAGAUCAUCUCGUGGAAGAGGCGCGAGCCGGCUUUACUCCCCAACAGUUGAAAAACACAACCGUGGUGCAUCAAGCAGAACUGGCUGCACUAUGCAAGUCUCCCAUGGUGAGUUCCCAAUCAGUGCACAUUUUUUAG